Orycteropus afer afer is the source of this 1620-nucleotide messenger RNA. It is a transcript of the gene ADGRA1, whose product is annotated as adhesion G protein-coupled receptor A1. The transcript has 5 exons. Gene Ontology annotation, cellular component: plasma membrane; glutamatergic synapse; postsynaptic density. The coding region runs from base 73 to 1620 and encodes 515 amino acids. The record is from RefSeq and is a predicted model, not a curated record. Lineage: Eukaryota; Metazoa; Chordata; Mammalia; Tubulidentata; Orycteropodidae. Gene Ontology annotation, biological process: cell surface receptor signaling pathway; G protein-coupled receptor signaling pathway. Gene Ontology annotation, molecular function: G protein-coupled receptor activity.
AAGGCUGUCCUCUCCCUGCCCCAGCACCCAGGGGAGCUCCUGCACCCCGUGGUCUAUGCCUGCACGGCGGUCAUGCUGCUGUGCCUACUCGCCUCCAUCAUCACCUACGUCCUGCACCACAGCGCCAUCCGCAUCAGCAGGAAAGGCCGCCACACGCUUCUGAAUUUCUGCUUCCACGCAGCGUUGACGUUCACGGUGUUCGCUGGCGGGAUCAAUCGCACCAAGUCCCCAAUCCUGUGCCGGGCGGUGGGCAUCUUGCUGCACUACUCCACGCUGUCUACCAUGCUGUGGAUCGGGGUGACCGCCAGGAACAUCUACAAGCAGGUGACCAGGAAGGCCCCGCCCUGCACUGGCACAGACCAGCCACCCGCCCCCAGGCAGCCACUGCUCAGGUUUUACCUCAUCAGUGGAGGGGCGCCGCUCAUCAUCUGUGGGGUCACGGCCGCCACAAACAUCAGGAACUACGGGACCGAGGACGAGCACGCUGCGUACUGCUGGAUGGCCUGGGAGCCCAGUCUGGGCGCCUUCUAUGGGCCGGCCGCCUUCAUUGCCCUGAUCACCUGCGCAUACUUCCUCUGCACCUACGUCCAGCUGCGCCGCCACCCCGAGUGCAGGUACGAACUGCGGGAGCCGACGGAGGAGCAGCAGCGGCUGGCCGCGCCAGCCAUGGGUCACAGCCACAGGGCAGGGGCAGGCACAGAGCCCAGCUGCGACGGCCCGGCAGCCUCGCUAAUGCAAAACGAACACUCCUUCAAGGCGCAGCUGCGCGCUGCCGCCUUCACGCUGUUCCUCUUCGCCGCCACCUGGGCCUUCGGGGCGCUGGCCGUGUCGCAAGGCCACUUUCUGGACAUGGUCUUCAGCUGCCUGUACGGGGCCUUCUGCGUGACGCUCGGGCUGUUCGUGCUUAUCCACCACUGCGCCAAGCGCGAGGACGUGUGGCACUGCUGGUGGUCCUGCUGCCCGGCCCGCAGGCGCGCCGGUGCCGCACAGCCCGGCGCCAACGGGCACUGCCUGCAGGCCUCGCCACACCCCGCCCAUGCCGGCCGCUGCAAGCUGACCAACCUGCAGGCCGCCCAGAGCCACGCCCACUGCCUGUCGCCGGGCACGCCGUGCUGCGCCAAGACGCACUGCGAGCAGCUGAUGGAGGAGCAGGCGCUGGGGCGCAGCGGUGAGGACGCCUUCGGGCCCGGCCUGCACCCGCUCCAGUGCCUCCAGGGCAGGACUAAGCCGCCCUUCUUCAGCCUGUCCCGGGCCGCAGAGCGCGAGUGCGCCUACCACAUCCCGUCCAGCCUGGACGGCAGCCCCCGCAGCUCGCGCACAGACAGCCCCCCCAGCUCGCUGGAGGGGGCGCCGGGCGUGCACGCGCUGGCCUGCUGUGCCCAGGGGGACCCCUUCCCGGUGGCAGGCCAGCCCGAGGGCAGCGGUAGCGUGCUCUACGGCUGCGCGCCUCGCCCCGGCCCAGCCCUCGGCCCGGCCCACUUCGAGAUGCUCCGCAGGACACAGUCCCUGCCCUUCGGAGGCCCCGGGCAGAACGGGGCGCUCAAGGGUGCUGUGCCCUUCGGCGCCGACAGCGCGGGCAACAUUCGCACUGGGCCCUGGAGGAACGAGACCACGGUGUAG